Clunio marinus is the source of this 1484-nucleotide messenger RNA. The record is from the annotation of a GenBank genome assembly. NCBI's taxonomy places the organism in Eukaryota, Metazoa, Arthropoda, Insecta, Diptera, Chironomidae.
UAAAUGAUCUAUUUUUUGAAAACGUAAACGACACAUAAAAGCUAAACAAUGGAAAUCAAUACGAAAAAUGCAAAGGAAUUAAUAUGUAUAGAAUAUCCUGGACGAGUAGAAAAUAUUGACAGAAUGAUUGAAACUUUAGGUGGCAAAGAAGAGUUGUCGAAAGGUUUACAUGAGAAGCAAAAACUGCAAUUACAAUUUAGAAAAAAUUUCUAUGCAAAGCCGGUUUUAAGUACCGAGCCAAAUGAUGUGACUGGAAUGUUAAUAAAAUUAAAAGUCAGAAAAUCAAAAGAAGAUGUGAAUAAAAAACCAGAAGUAAUUUCAGCUGAACUCUACGGAACAGUAUCAACAAUGUACAAGUUUAAUAAUUACGCUGACUAUCAGUUCCUUCCUAUUCAAAGAAAUGAAAAGACAGGAGAAACAGAAAAUAUUUACAAUGACAUUGUACCUCAAGAUAUCAACGUAGGUCCGUCAUGGUUAAGAGAAAGACAAGAUGUUCCAUUAUUUCUCCCACCAACAUGUUUCACUCGAAGUGAUACAAUGCAGGUGGUGGACAUAAGAAAUGGAACUGUUGAAGAUCCUGAUGAAGACAUAAGAUUUGCAGCGACAGUUCGAACUAGUCGCGCAUCACAUGGGAUAUCAAUUCCUUUUCAUAUUUCUGAUCCUAUACCUUUACAACCAAAAGAAGCAUCGAUAGAAAUGAGAGAUAAAUUCGUGACACCAGAAGAAUUUGAAUCUCUAAAUAAUUUAUUUAAGGAACGACCGAUGUGGACAUUGGCAUCAAUUAAAGCUUUUUUGCGUUUUCCACCUCGUCGCUUGAAUUAUGCACUUGCACCAAUCUCUUACUAUUACUCAUCGGGUCCAUGGCGAAAUUGUUUUGUGAGAUUCGGUUACGAUCCACGUACAAAUUUUGACAGUCGUUUCUAUCAGCUUUUGGAUUAUCGAGUACGAGCUGGUGCCAGUUUUAAAGGUGAAGUGAAAAGUUUUCGUUCAAGUGGAAUUUACAAUCGAUUAAAAGUCCCAGCAAAACUUGAAACGGAACCAUUCAAAGAAGAUGAAAUUGAAAAGAAUUUUGAACUACGAAAAAAACAUGCGAUAUUCACAAUCGACACAAUUCCACCUUUCAAAGCUCGUCAUUAUCAAUUUAUUGACAUUCACAUUCCGAAGAUUAAAGAAAUGUUGAAUGAAGUUCCACUUCCGCCGCCUGGCGCCCUUUGUAAUGAUAAACGAGGAUGGCUUCCAAUAGGAUUUAUGGAGCAAUGCAGAGAUAUUUUAAACGUGAUUGCACAAGCAAAUAUGUUGAAACAUUGCAAUGAGAAGAACAUUUCUUUGGAAGAGUACAAAGCGACAGAGGCAAAGUCAGAAACACCAGCAGGUGACGAUGAAGAGGACGGAGAUUUCGAUUCGUAUGGCAGUGAGUCACAUUUUCCAGAUGAUGUUGAUGACAAAGAAGAAAUGGUUGAAUAAAAAUUUGAACGAAUAAAAAU